AUGGCACCGUCUUUCGCACUUGACGGCGGCGAAGACUCUAACAGGGUGGCUCCUCCUCCUUCAGUUACCGGCCGUUUCGCUUCUGAUUACAGCGACGUCCAAAACAGUCGUAUCUUCCACACUCUCCGUCUUCCCUCUGUUCUCAAAAGCCCUUUCACGAUUGUCGACGGUCCUCAAAGCUCCGCUGCCGGAAAUCCCGAUGAAAUCGCGAAGCUGUUUCCGAACCUGUUCGGGCAACCGUCAGCGAUGCUGGUGCCGAGUGGUUCUGAUGCUGUGAUGCCUAAUCAGAAGUUGAAGAUUGGCGUGGUUUUGUCCGGUGGUCAAGCUCCUGGAGGUCACAAUGUGAUUUCUGGAAUUUUCGAUUACCUACAAGAUAGAGCAAAAGGAAGCAUAUUGUAUGGUUUUAGGGGUGGUCCUGCAGGCAUCAUGAAGUGCAAAUACGUUGAGCUCAACUCAGACUUUAUUCAUCCUUAUAGAAAUCAGGGUGGUUUUGACAUGAUUCGCAGUGGGAGGGACAAGAUUGAAACUCUAGAACAGUUUAAACAAGCUGAAGAAACAGUGAACAAGCUAGACUUGGAUGGGCUGGUUGUUAUUGGUGGAGAUGACUCAAACACAAAUGCGUGCCUCAUUGCUGAAUAUUUCAGGAGCAAAGACGUGAAAACUAGUGUGAUUGGGUGCCCUAAAACCAUUGAUGGUGAUUUGAAAUGCAAAGAAGUGCCCACUAGUUUUGGGUUUGAUACUGCAUGCAAGAUAUAUGCAGAAAUGAUUGGAAAUGUUAUGAUAGAUGCUCGUUCAACAGGAAAAUAUUACCAUUUUGUGCGGCUUAUGGGGCGUGCAGCUUCACACAUUACACUGGAAUGUGCUUUACAAACUCAUCCAAACAUUACCAUUAUCGGAGAAGAGGUUGCUGCCAAGAAGCUGACACUAAAGAAUGUCACUGACUACAUUGUUGAUAUCAUAUCUAAAAGAGCUGAGGCUAAUUAUAACUAUGGGGUCAUUCUUAUCCCGGAAGGUCUAAUUGAUUUCAUUCCCGAGGUCCAACACCUUAUUUCAGAACUCAAUGAAAUUCUGGCCCAUGGUACUGUGGAUGAAGGUGAGUUAUGGAAGAAAAAGCUCACUGAUCAGUCAUUGAAGCUUUUUGAAUUCUUACCUCAAACAAUUCAAGAGCAAUUAAUGCUUGAAAGAGAUCCACAUGGAAAUGUUCAGGUUGCUAAGAUAGAAACAGAGAAAAUGUUUAUCCAGAUGGUCGAAACUGAGUUGGAGAAGAGAAAGCAAGAAGGCACAUACAAAGGUGGAUUCAAAGGGCAGUCUCACUUUUUCGGCUAUGAAGGAAGAUGUGGUUUGCCAACUAAUUUUGAUUCUACUUACUGCUAUGCUUUGGGUUAUGGUGCUGGAGCCCUCCUUCAAAGUGGGAAGACUGGAUUAAUAUCAUCAGUUGGGAAUUUGUGUGCCCCAGUAGAAGAGUGGACUGUUAGUGGAACUGCACUUACCUCACUAAUGGACGUGGAGAGGAGACAUGGUAAAUUCAAGCCUGUGAUUAAAAAAGCAAUGGUGGAGCUUGAAGAGCCACCCUUCAAAAAGUUUGCCUCCAUGCGCGGUGAGUGGGCCCUAAAGAAUUGCUACAUCAGUCCAGGUCCGAUUCAAUUCACUGGCCCAGGAUCUGAUGCAAUUAGUCACACUCUACUCUUGGAGCUUGGCGCGCACGCUUAG
This is a messenger RNA of Vicia faba (fava bean), 1710 nucleotides long. The record is from the annotation of a GenBank genome assembly. Lineage: Eukaryota; Viridiplantae; Streptophyta; Magnoliopsida; Fabales; Fabaceae.